AUUCGUCGCUUGAAUAAUCUGUACUUCAAGGCGAUCGUGAUGGAACCUCUCGUGGAAAACCUCAAGAAACAAGUCACAUGUUCAAUUUGUCUCGAUACUUACACAGACCCCAAAAUAUUAUCGUGCUUCCACACUUUUUGUUGCAAGUGUUUGGAGAAACAUGCAACAAAAACCCACAGACAAGGCAAAUUCAGAUGCCCCGAGUGUCAGGCGGAAAUCAAUCUACCAGAAGGUAAUCGCUUCGACCGUUUACCCACCAGCUUUCACCAAAAUAGUUUGGUAGGUCUUCUUGAAACGGAAGAUCGCGAGGCAAUGCUGAGGCCGCCAUUUUGCUCGCAACACCAGAAUGAAAGACUACGAUAUUUCUGCUCUUCCUGUGAAGCGUGUAUUUGUCCUGUUUGCUUCGCCGAAGAUCACCGAGGCCAUGAGUUCGACGUUAUUGAAAAGGCAGUGCAGGAGGAUAAGAAAUACAUCAUGUUGAACGUCGACACCAUCAAGGAAAAGGCAAACUUGUUUCGAGAAGAGAUAGGAAAACUUGAGAAAACCUCUGAGGAUGUGGAAAUGAUUAUCGCAAUCGCUAAACAGGACGUGUCUGAGGCAGCUCAACACGUGAUCACAAAGACGCGACAGCAAGAAAAACAGCUCUUAGAGUCCUUAGAAAUGACGCGUAGAAAGAGAAUAGAGCAAAUUAACUCGGCUAAACAAGAACUGGAAUCGCUGGUAAAACAAAUACACCAAGCGGCUCAGUUUGCGGAAAAUCUCGUGCAGAGAGGCCCAGGCUGGGAUAUUAUAAAGACCAGGACAACUUUGAAGCACAAAUUUCAAGAGCUUCGUGGAGUUGAGAUUUCAAGGCAUCAUCCAACAACAUUUGUCAAAUUUACCGCGGCAUCUCAACAAGACUUGAAACUGGGUUUUAUUCAACUCACCGAGAAACCGGCAAAAGCAGCUACAUCAACUGUAGAAGGACUGGAUCAAACUUUCCAGGCUGGUGUAGAAGCAGAGUUUACGUUAUGUCCAAAAACAGCAGAAGGAGAGAUUUGUAACCAGGCCGAUCUUAAAGAGCAAGUUGAAUUGUGGAUAAAACCCACCAAAGAUGUUACAAACGUAUGUGUUGAAGAAAGAGGAGACGGCAAUCUUAAGCUGAAAUUUACACCUAUAGUGCCUGGCCCCUACAGCGUUGAGGUGAAGAUUAAUGGCGAAAAGCUUUCCACCUCUCCGUUCACGUUGGCAGUGAAACAACGUCAACUUGUCGUGGUCGGUGAAUUGGACUUGAAGUUCAACAAAGGGCAGGGGUUCAAGGGACCCACUGGAAUCGCUGUAAACAGGCAAGGCGAUAUAGUUGUUGUAGAUAAUCUAAGAGACUGUGUUUUUGUAUUCAAUAAAGAUGGGAACUGUUUAAAACAAAUUGGAAAAGAAGGAGCAGAUCCUGGACAAUUCAACUAUCCAGCUGGAGUGUCAUUUUUAAACAACAACGAAAUUCUUAUUGCAGAUCAAUCAAAUAACAGAAUUCAACAUAUAAAUAUCCAGACAGGAUCUGUUGUAAAAUCCUUUGGAAAAAAAGGUGACAGAAAAGGACACUUUCAUAAUCCACUUAGUAUUUGCCUUGCCGAUACAGAACGUAUUGUUGUCAGUGAAUUCUCUAACAAUAGAGUUCAAGUAAUGUCAAAAGAGGGCGAAGCUCUAUUCACAAUAGGAGACAGUGGUCCAGAGAAACUCAGCAGACCAUACAGCUGCGUCCCUUACAAAAACAUUUUCCUGGUAACUGAAAGAGACAAUCACGUCAUAAAAGCAUUUGAUGCGUCAAACACUUUCCUGUACAAGUUUGGCGAAAAAGGGAAUCAAGACGGACAGUUCAACUCACCCUGUGGCAUGUGUUUAGACGGCCCUAAUAACCUUCUUGUUUGUGACUAUUUCAAUAACAGAGUUCAGCAGUUUUCUUUGGACGGUCGCUUUACAGGCAAAACUACCGUUCCUUUACAAGGUCCACUUCGAGUUGUAACAGCGCCAGAUGGGCGUAUACUAGUCACAAGCCUUGUAGCUAAGAAAAUAUACAUUCUGAGGUAAAUGUGUUACAAUUCUAUGAAUCAUUCAAAUGCUGUAUGCCAGCGAAAACUUAAGUCGAAUCAUUCAAUUUUUUUGAGCAAAAUUUCUUCACAAGCAGCAGAAACACUCAACGGUGUCAAUGCAUCGUUAGCCCUCAAAUACAGAAGCCAGGGGGAAGGGGGUUAGCGCAAAAUUGACUAACACCCCAACAGCAGUCAGAUACAUAGGAAAAUUAUAUUCAGAAAAGGAAACUUAAACGAGUCUAGGAUAUAUUUAACUUUUCUUCAUGUGGUGUGCCUUUUACUUCAUUCUUUCGAAUAAGAAGACCAGAUAUUUCAGGAAGACACAGCCCUCAUCAGGGCAAAGAACUAUCAUAUGGUCUAAUGUAAUCUGGACAAAACUUCACUGAA
Molecule: messenger RNA, 2453 nt
Organism: Pocillopora verrucosa
Lineage: Eukaryota; Metazoa; Cnidaria; Anthozoa; Scleractinia; Pocilloporidae
Source: RefSeq, a predicted model, not a curated record